AUGGCUAAGUACAGGAGUGCCACCUGUUACGUGGCACUAACUGUGCUCGGGUGCAUGCUUCCACAAAAUCCCACAAAACCUCAAAAUCCAACAUAUCCUAAACAGCCACAGGUUCCGAAGAAUCCGAAGCAUCAGUCAGAGCCACCACAGGAACCGGAAAAGCCACUACAGCUGGAAAAUGCCCAAGUCAACGAUUUUCAACAGCAGGUGAAUAAAGGUUAUCCAGCACAGGUACCCAAGCAACCCCCAUCUGCCCUACCUUUAUUAUGUGAGGUCCCACAAAGACAGAGGGUCAGAUGUGGAGAACCUGAUAUUCCUCUUACUGGUUGCGAGAUGCUGGGCUGCUGCUUUGAGGGAAAUAUGUGCUUCUACGGAAAGGCAGUGACUGUCCAGUGCACCAAGGAUGCUCAAUUUAUUGUGGUGGUGGCCAGAGAUGCCACUCUCCCCAAUAUUGACCUGGAGUCACUCUCACUGCUGAGGCAAGGUCAAGGCUGCACCCAUGUUGAUUAUAAUUCAGGCUUUGUCAUCUACCAGUUCCCCGUUACUGCCUGUGGCUCCCUUGUUAUGGAGGAGCCUGGUGUUAUAAUCUAUGAGAACAUGAUUACCUCCACAUAUGAGGUGGAAGUGGGACCCCAUGGAGCCAUCACCAGAGACAGCAGCUUUCAAUUACUCUUCCGGUGCAGGUAUGGCAGCAUCAGCUCUUCAUUAAUAGUUGUUGAAGUAGAACCGAUACUGGAUCCUCCUUUACCAGCUUUUGGGGUUGGGCCUGUAAGGGUAGAGCUGAGAUUGGCCAGUGGCCAAUGCACCACAAAGGGCUGUUAUGAAGAGGAUGUGGCCUAUACAUCAUACUACACGGAGGCAGACUUCCCUGUGAGCAAAGUACUGAGGGAAUCUGUCUAUGUAGAGGUUCGGCUCUUGGAAAAGACAGAUCCCAACCUUGUUCUAACUCUUGGUCACUGUUGGACGACUUCUACCCUCAACCCUCACAGCCUGCCCCAGUGGGACAUCCUGACUGAUGGGUGUCCAUAUGACAACGACCGUUACUUGUCUGCCUUGGUCCCUGUGAGUCCCGAUGUGCUGUACCCGACCCACUACAGACGCUUCCUCUUCCAGAUGUUCACCUUUGUAGACCCGCAGAGCAUGACUGCCCUGCACGAGAAGGUGUACGUUCACUGUAGCGUUGCUGUGUGCACCCCUGCUCAAGGGUACUCCUGUGAGCCGUCCUGUCACAGGAAACGUAAGUUCAAAAGAGACCUUUCUGCCAUCGCUGCUCACAAGACGGAGCCAAAGGUUGUGGUGUCAGCUGUUGGGCCUGUGCUCUUGAGUUCCCCUGAGGAGUAA
Molecule: messenger RNA, 1341 nt
Organism: Lampris incognitus (smalleye Pacific opah)
Lineage: Eukaryota; Metazoa; Chordata; Actinopteri; Lampriformes; Lampridae
Product: zona pellucida sperm-binding protein 4-like
Exons: 10
Coding region: 1-1341 (446 amino acids)
Biological process (GO): binding of sperm to zona pellucida; prevention of polyspermy
Cellular component (GO): egg coat
Molecular function (GO): structural constituent of egg coat; acrosin binding
Source: RefSeq, a predicted model, not a curated record